Grammomys surdaster is the source of this 1350-nucleotide messenger RNA. RefSeq names its product nei like DNA glycosylase 2 (gene Neil2). NCBI's taxonomy places the organism in Eukaryota, Metazoa, Chordata, Mammalia, Rodentia, Muridae. The transcript is spliced from 5 exons. Gene Ontology annotation, cellular component: nucleus. Gene Ontology annotation, molecular function: DNA-(apurinic or apyrimidinic site) endonuclease activity; damaged DNA binding; zinc ion binding. The record is from RefSeq and is a predicted model, not a curated record. Gene Ontology annotation, biological process: base-excision repair. The coding region runs from base 79 to 1071 and encodes 330 amino acids.
CCUGGAGAAAAGGACCACGUCCUGCGCAGCCUGGCCACCUUGCCCUAGCAACGGAGCUCAAGCUUUCUGCCUGCAGAGAUGCCAGAAGGACCGUCUGUGAGGAAGUUUCACCAUCUUGUCUCCCCCUUUGUGGGCCAGAAGGUGAUCAAGACAGGGGGCAGCAGUAAGAAGCUACACCCUGUCACCUUUCAGUCUCUGUGGCUCCAGGAUGCUCAGGUGCAUGGAAAAAAAUUAUUCCUUCAGUUUGAUCCAGAUGAGGAGAUGGAGCCACUCGGCAGCAGCCCACAGCCUGUCCGAGGAUUGUGGCAGAAAGAGGCUGUGGACGCAGAGCUCACCUUGGGUCCCAAUGCUCAGGAACCCAAUGCAGGCCCCUCUGGAUCUGGGGAGCCUGUUCCCAGUAGAUCUGAUGGCCCAGAUGAUCCUGGGGGAAAGAACCCUUUAGUAGGUGCCCAGAGGUGGCUGGAGGUCAGGUUUGGUUUGUUUGGCAGUAUCUGGGUGAAUGACUUCUCCAGAGCAAAGAAAGCUAACAAAAGAGGUGACUGGAGAGACCCAGUGCCCAGGCUGGUACUCCAUUUUAGUGGUGGUGGUUUCCUGGCAUUUUAUAAUUGCCAGAUGUCAUGGAGCCCUCCCCCAGUGAUUGAGCCCUCCUGUGACAUCUUGUCUGAAAAGUUCCAUCGAGGACAAGCUUUGGUAGCCCUAAGCCAGGCUCAGCCUGUGUGCUACACACUCUUGGACCAGAGAUACUUCUCAGGAUUAGGGAACAUUAUAAAGAAUGAAGCCUUGUACAGAGCAAGGAUCCAUCCCCUCUCUCUUGGUUCAUUCCUGAAUUCUUCCUCUCUGGAGGCCCUUGUGGAUCAUGUGGUGGAGUUCAGUAAGGACUGGCUUCAGGACAAAUUCCAAGGCAAGGAACGGCACACACAGAUCUACCAGAAGGAACGAUGUCCUUCGGGUCACCAGGUCAUGAAGGAGACAUUUGGGCCUCCAGAUGGGUUCCAGAGGCUCACCUGGUGGUGCCCUCAAUGCCAGCCCCAGCUGCCAUCCAAGGGGCCACAGACUCUACUGUCCUCCUAAAACAUGUGGCCUUUGCCAUGGGACUUGUAGCCUUGGAGAUCCAGAUACUGUGUGUCCUGAGAGAAGGGUGUAGGCAGGGAUAGUAUUACAGAUCAGGGUAAGGUCAGGAGGGUCAGUAUGGUUGACACGCAUCCCAUUGGAUUAUGCCUCAGCCCCAGCAUUCAUAGUGAUAGAUGUUUUUCUUUUCUAGUUAACUCUAUAUAAUCCCACCAUGCUGUCAAAAUCUGGACAGUGGGCUGGGGGAAACUGCCUGGAGCAGCAGUGAGUCUGAAAAGACAG